ACAACGCAGCCGACGUAAACUCAUUAAACAAACGGGCUAGAACGACAUAGUGCAACGCACUGAAAAAGGCGCAAGGAAUGGUUUGAAAACUCAGAGAGAUUGUGAAGUUCUUGCAGUCUGCAUGCAACCAUGGGAUUUGAGGAAUUUUGCAAUGGAACUAUAUGGGAUGAAAAUUUGUUGUUGAACAACUCCUAUCCCCAGUUCACAGAGUGCUUUCAGAAUACCCUGUUAAUAUGGGUGCCAUGUGGUUUCCUGUGGCUAACUCUCCCAUUUUAUCUCCCAGCAUUAAUGUCUUCAAAGGAGGAUGUUACACCACUGCCACUCACUUGGCUAAAUGUCUCCAAAAGUUUUAUAAGUUUGAUUCUAGCAUUUCUUAGUGUUGUGGAUCUCAUCAAAGCAACAAGUGAUAAUGAAUCUAACCAUGUUCCAUCAGCUGUGUUUGUUGCACUGGGAAUUGAAUUUGCUUCAUAUAUGCUGUCAGCCGUACUUAUACAAAUGGAGAGAGCACAGGGGUACAUCACAUCAGGUGUGCUAUUUGUGUUUUUUCUGCUGAGAACAGUGGCUGGAAUUGUACCAUUUUAUACCUUUAUAGAAGAAAAGGUGUACAAUGUGGAUCUGGAGAAGUUUGUGCUGUUUUACAUUUCCUUUGGUCUCCUGUUCCUACAGCUGGUUUUCCAUUGUAUUGCUGAGAAAGUGUCAAGAAGAGGCUAUUAUGAAUUGGGCAGAAAUCCAUGUCCUGAGAUCAAGGCUUCGAUCUUAAGCAGACUGACUUAUUGGUGGAUGAACAGUCUGGUGAUAACAGCCUACAAGAAGGAUUUGACCGAAGACGACCUGUUUGAUUUAAAUCCUCGAGAUGCCAGUGAUAGAGUUGUACCAGAGUUUGCUGAGCAAUGGGAAAAAGAAGUAGCAAAACACAGGAAAAUUGAGAAAAAAAUUCCAAGGUCAUCCAAUGGGCGACAAAAUGUCACCUUCCAAGUGGACCGAAGACAACAGCAUCUACAGGCCUCGGAGAAGACACCUCUGGUGGGCACCUCGAGGCAGAGCUACUCUACAACCGUGGAGAUUAAGGACCCCAGCAAGAAAAAGCAGGAUGGGGCCUCACUCUUUAGGGUACUAGCAAGGACUUAUGGACCAGACUUCCUUAAAGCCUGGGGCUGCAAGUUCAUUUAUGACUUGUUACAAAUGGCUAGUCCCUCUCUGUUGAGUGUCCUAAUUGGAUAUGUGGAGAGCAAAAAUGCCGAGGGCUCCACUGAGUAUGCAUGGAAAGGCUACGUGUAUGCUGUGGGAUUUUUUGUCAUAGCACUUUUACAAUCCACAUUUUUUCAUCAAAAUUUUUUUAUUGGAAUGACAUUGGGAAUGAGGAUUAGAUCAGCUCUUAUUGCAGCCAUCUAUAAAAAGUCGUUAACAAUGAACAAUGAGGCGAGGAAGUCUUCGACAGUGGGAGAAAUCGUGAACCUAAUGUCGGUGGAUUGUCAGCGGAUGCAGGACCUCAGCGGAUAUCUGUGGAUGUUGUGGUCGGCUCCAGUACAGAUCACGCUGGCUAUGUAUUUAUUGUGGAUGCAGCUGGGUCCAUCUGUACUCGCAGGGUUGGGAUUGAUGCUUCUGCUGAUUCCAGUUAAUGCUGUCAUCUCAAUGAAACAAAGGAAAUUACAGAUUGACUUGAUGAAGUUCAAAGACAAAAGACUGAAACUCAUGUCUGAGGUGUUGAAUGGAAUGAAGGUGUUAAAAUUGUAUGCUUGGGAGCCAUCUUUUCAAAAGAAGAUUUCAGAGAUCAGAGAUAAUGAAACAAGAAUUUUAAAGAAAAAUGCCAUGUACAGUGCUUUCAGCUCUUUCUCCUUCACAACUGCUCCAUUUCUGGUGACCUUGCUGACCUUUUUGGCCUAUGUGUUGACAUCAGAUACAGGUUACCUUAGUGCCCAGAAAGCCUUUACUUCGCUGUCUCUGUUCAACAUUUUAAGGUUUCCUAUCAAUCUGUUACCCAUGAUGAUCUCCUAUGUCAUACAGGCUAAUGUCUCCAUUGGAAGAAUAUCAAAGUUUUUGAAAAAUGAUGAUUUAGAUCCAGAUGCAGUACAACAUGAGCCAAAAUCAGAUUCAGUGGUGUCUGUGGAGAAUGGCACCUUUAGCUGGGAUCCUGAAUUACAACCAGCUCUCAGAGAUAUAGACUUUAAGAUCCCCGCCGGUAAGCUGGUGGCAGUGGUAGGGCAAGUGGGGUCGGGGAAGUCCUCCCUCCUCUCAGCCCUACUGGGAGAAAUGGAGAAAGUCUCAGGCAGUGUCAAUGUCUUUGGUAAUGUGGCAUAUGUUCCACAACAGGCCUGGAUCCAGAAUGCCACUGUCAAAGACAACAUCCUGUUUGGUAAGCCCAUGGAGGACGGUAAAUACAAUGAAAUACUGGACGCCUGUGCUCUCCGAACAGAUCUAGAGAUCCUGACGGGGGGAGAUAUGACAGAAAUUGGAGAAAAGGGUAUAAACUUGAGUGGGGGACAGAAGCAGAGAGUGAGUUUGGCCCGAGCCGUCUACAACAAUGCUGACAUCUACAUGCUUGACGACCCUCUGAGUGCUGUAGAUUCUCACGUCGGGAAACACAUCUUCCAGAAAGUGGUGGGAGACAAGGGACUGUUACGCAACAAGACCAGAAUAAUGGUGACUCACGGAGUCCACUGGCUGCCUAUGGUAGACUCUAUCAUUGUGUUGAUUGAUGGAAGAAUCACAGAGAUGGGCACCUACGAUGAACUGCUGAGUCAUGAUGGAGCGUUCGCCCAGUUCCUGAAGACAUACCUGACACAGGAAAAUGAGGAUGAGGAAGAGGAUGAAGAAAUUGAACAGAUGAAAAGUAAAAUUCUACAGAGAGUUGAGUCUGUUACCUCGGACACUGGGGCUACAUCAGGGGAUGAUGGAAAAGUCAGAAAAAGGAAAGACAAAAGUGAGAAACCUCCACUGGCAAGAUCUAUCUCAACAAUUGAUGGUUCUGAAUUGAAAGAUAGGAAAGAUUCAAAGACUAAAGAAGAUGCUCCUAAACUGAAAGAAAAGGAUAAGCUUAUAAAGGAAGAAAAGACAGAAAAAGGCCAAGUGAAGUGGAAGGUAUUCAUGAUGUACUUCCGCGCUUUAGGACUUGCUGCCUCCGUGGUUAUCCUCAUCAUCUUUGUUAUCUUCCAAAGUGCCAGUGUGGGAGCUAAUAUCUGGCUCUCUAUCUGGACCACGGACAAACAGCUGGCUAACCUUAGUCAGGCCAACACCACAGAAUACCAGGACAAAAAUUACAUGUAUCUCGGGGGCUACGCUGCUUUUGGUGUGGUUCAAGGACUGGUGGUUAUGAUCUACACUCUCCUGGCAACAUUCAAAAUGGUGGACGCCUCUCGUAAACUUCACAAUGCCAUGUUAGAAAAUGUCAUGAGAGCGCCGAUGAGUUUCUUUGACACCACCCCCAUUGGUCGUAUAGUGAACAGAUUCUCUCGGGAUGUAGAGACCACAGAUUCCACCCUCCCCAUGGUUUUGAGGAUGUGGCUGAACAGCUUUUUCACUACUCUCAGUACUUUUGUCGUGAUUAGUUACAGUACACCCCUGUUUUUGACUAUCAUUAUUCCUGUGCUGAUUUUAUAUGUAUUGGUGCAGAGAUUUUAUGUGCCUACUUCAAGACAACUCCAAAGAAUAGAGUCUACCACAAGAUCACCUAUAUUCAAUCAUUUUGGGGAGUCUAUAAGUGGAGCCUCCUCUAUCAGAGCUUACCAUGAAGAAGACAGAUUUAUUAAUGAGUCCCUUUCAAGAGUGGAUAAAAACAUCUUGUAUACCUUUGCCAGGACAACAUCAAACAGAUGGCUUGGUUGGAGACUGGAGUUUGCUGGUAAUCUUAUUGUGUUUGCGGCAGCCAUAUUUGCUGUUGUCACUCCAAAUCUAAGUGGAGGUUUAGUGGGUCUUUCUGUAUCGUAUGCUCUGCAGGUGACAAGUGUCCUCAACAUGUUGGUCCGACAGACAGCUGAUCUAGAAACAAAUGUGGUCUCUGUGGAAAGACUAAAGGAGUACUCAGAAGUAGAAACAGAGGCUGAUUGGAUUCGUCCCUUCAGAAGACCUCCCCACGAUUGGCCCGGUAUGGGCGGAGUUAUCUUCCAUGAUUAUAAGACCAGAUACAGAGAAGGGUUAGACCUUGUUCUGAGGGGAAUAUCCUUCCAAGUGCUGGGUGGCCAAAAGGUUGGCAUAGUGGGCAGGACAGGGGCAGGUAAAUCCUCUCUGACUGUUGCCCUGUUCCGCUUGAUUGAGUCUGCUGGAGGUCAAAUUGUGAUAGACGGUCAGCGGAUUUCUGACAUGGGUCUUCAUGAUCUCAGGAGCAAACUAACCAUUCUACCUCAGGAUCCAGUAUUAUUUUCGGGAACCCUGCGUAUGAACAUUGACCCCUUUGAUGUGUACACAGACAGACAGAUCUGGGAUGCCCUGGAGCACUCCCAUCUGAAGGCGUACGUAGAGGGGCUCCCCGAGGGACUGCAGCAUGAGUGUGGGGAAGGAGGGCAAAACUUAAGUGUUGGCCAAAGACAGCUUGUUUGCCUAGCCAGAACCUUACUGAGGAAAACCAAAAUUCUGAUCCUUGAUGAAGCCACAGCAGCAGUUGACAUGGAAACCGAUGACCUCAUCCAGAAAACCAUCAGGACAGAGUUCAAGGACAGCACUGUGUUGACAAUCGCCCACCGACUCAACACCAUCAUGGAUUAUGACAAGGUUCUAGUCUUGGACCAGGGUCUAGUCAAGGAGUAUGACAGCCCAGAAAAUCUCCUGAAAAACAAAUCCACUGUUUUCUAUGGAAUGGCCAAGGAUGCCAACCUAGUGUAACUGCAAUCCAAUACCAAUUUUGGUUCACCUGAAAAACUCUCGUACACUACACCAGUGCUACCAGUGCACCUUUAACCAUGGUUUACCAGUCGAAGAGUAAAUUGACCAUGUUAAGCCGUAUAUGAAAGACCAAACCAGAAUGCAUUCAAUUCAGAGGAGUGUUUUUGUUAGUUAUACAGUAUAAUGAUUUUUUUAAUUAUUUUUUUUUCAAUGUCAAUUGUGUGUUUCUUCCUUUUUUUGUUUUUUUUUAAACUAGUGAGUUUUAGGAAAUGGAAAAAUUUCAUUUACCAGUCAUAUACCUAGAGUCGGGUAGUUAGGGUCUUUAUAAUCAUAUUAGGUAAGGUUUUAAUAUAUUUGUUAUGUAUAAUAGCCCAAAAAUCUUAAAUCGUUUCAAUGUGUGUGUAAUUUUAAAGCAAAUUGAAAAUAUGCAGAAAAAUAAUAUUUUGAAGUAUUAAAUUGAAGUUAGCAUGUAUUUGGAAAUGGUAGUGAUUUUGUUCUUAGAUAUAUAUUUAUUUUGUUAUGGUUAUGAUAAUCAUCAUCUAUAGCUCAAAGGUUGUGUGAAAAUUGUAAUUAAGCAUAAACCUUUAUUUUUCAUUGGGUCCAGAAUCUUAGAUUUUAGGAAAAACUGCAAUGGGAAUGGUUUUCAUAUUCAGGAAAGUUUGAGAAUCACAGCAUUCCAAACUGAAAAUUAGGUCAAGUGUACAUUUCAAUCAGCCAUUGUUUACACAGAUUUAUAUAGAAAACAUUUUGAGAUUUAAGAAGACACUCCAAAUUAUUCUCUAAAUUUCUUAAUCUUAAGAAUUAUAACAAUAAGUUAUUUAGAUAAGUAGAAACAUGUCUGAACAGGAAAUUAUUGCUGCUAUAAAUAUAUUUUUUUUUCAAAAUUAAGUGGUUUUGAGAGAAGAUCUUUCUUAAAAGUACUCUUUUAAAAUGUUGUAUGGUUCUCCAAGAAAAAAUUCUGAGUAAACCAAAUCAGCAUUCAUGAAUUCAUUUUUAUACCUAUUGAAAGCAAAUCAUGUUGGAGGCAUAUCCUUAGGGUAGAUACAUGUAUCAGCAUAUUUGGCCUUCUGUCUCAAAGUAUGAGUUGUAUAUUUUGCUGAAAAGGAAAAAAAAAACGGAACCAUUAUAACUGACCCAAAUAAUGCUUAGAUUUUGAUCACAAUAUACAUUAAAAAUGUGAAUUCAUGGCAUUGGUCAUAGGACUAACAUUAUGAUUAUACUAAAUGAUGAGAGUAUUUUGACCUUGAACCAGUUUCAGUUAGCCAGGGUCAAGAAAAAAGAUACUGACAAUGUUGAUUUCUUAAUAAUAGGGGUGACAUAAGUAUAUUUAAUAUUUUAAUCUAUAUUUGCCUUGUAUUUGUUCUGUUGGAGGUUGGGUGGGGGUUAAACCCAAAAGCAGAACCAAGUCAUAUACUCAGUAAUCAAGAUGCAGUAUCCUAUAGCAGAUUGUCCAAGUUACCCUCUGCAUUGGUUACUUUAAGAGCAACAGGGUGAAAAUAGUCUUAGUUUCUGUUAGCAAUAUUAUAUUCAUGAUAUAAAACAGUUAGAAUAUAGAUAAAGAUAUGAAAUAUUUUCUCUUACAUGUAAUUACAUUUAAUUUUUUGUGCCUUUUACAUUAGAAUACCAUUUGAUCCUUUUUCUUAUUUUUACAAAAAAAAAAAUUCUACAAAUAUGCAUACAAUUUGUCUCUUGUGCCAUCUAAGGACCUUCUUUCUGUGUUUUGUUUUCAGAUUUUAUCUAUUUAGUGCAUGUGUUUUGUUUUGGUGUUUUUUUCAUUCCUGUUUAGGUGUUGUGUAUACAAUGUAUUAUAUUGAGAUGUCUAUAUUUAUAACCUACAUGGGUGUAUUAUAUUUGUAUAACAUUAUGUUAUGAUUUGAAAAAAAAAUCAUAAUGCUUUUGAGUAGAAGCUUGAAUAUUUUUUUAUUUGAUAUUGUACAUGUAUAUAUACUGUAGAGACACUUGUAUUCUUAUAAGUAUUUGAUAUUUAUUUAUCAACAAAAUUAAAUUUAAUAGUAAAUAAGG
Messenger RNA from Saccostrea cuccullata (small rock oyster), 6837 nucleotides. Its product is annotated as multidrug resistance-associated protein 1-like. Gene Ontology annotation, molecular function: ATP binding; ATP hydrolysis activity; ABC-type transporter activity. Gene Ontology annotation, biological process: transmembrane transport. The record is from RefSeq and is a predicted model, not a curated record. Lineage: Eukaryota; Metazoa; Mollusca; Bivalvia; Ostreida; Ostreidae. The transcript has 33 exons. The coding region runs from base 130 to 4815 and encodes 1561 amino acids. Gene Ontology annotation, cellular component: membrane.